GCCUGUCCGAGCGGGGUUUCGCUUUUGCUUUUCGGACAGUGACGUUGCGCGUUGGCAGUGGACGGAGCCAUUAUUUAUAGAUUUCUGAUGCAAAGAUGAACUGCGUCCUCCUCAUUCUUUACGUCACAUUGCUUCAUUCUGUGCUCACUUCCCUUCCUGCUCCGGUGAACGUUUCUAUUGAUUCCCACAAUUUCUACCAUGUGCUGAGGUGGGACCCUGGACCUGGCACCCCACCCGGAACAGUGUACAAUAUCACCCAGAGCAGAGACGACGAAAAGGAAGAGCUUCUGACUUCGAAUACCACAUCGUUAGAUCUGCUGCUGGACAACAUGUACGAGUAUCAUCUGACUGUACAGGCUUUCUACAAUCUAACACAGUCAAAGAAGUCCAAGGAAAUCACCUUCAUUCCCAGUGUACACACCCACAUAGAUCCAGCAGAAGUGUCACUCUCCGGGUGUGGAAACUGCAUCCAAGUCAACAUUUCAAUGCCAGAGCCUUAUUGGGGAUCAGGGAUACAAGAUUUAUACGACUACUAUGAUCCUACAUUUAAACUAUUUUGGAGGAAAGCAACUAAGAAGCCAUUGAACUCAAGUGUUGUUGAAACACAUGACAAGAGUUAUAUUCUUGGCAACCUAGAGAGGGGAGAGUACUGUGUGAAGGUGGUCACAGAGAUUCGAAUAAACCGAAACACUAAGGCUUCUGCUUGGAAAUGCACCUUCACCAGCCCUGAGGAGGAGCAAAACACAGGCUUUGCUGCUUUAGGUGUGGGCCUCACUCUCAUGAUUGUAGUCGUGGGUGCCCUGAUGAUCUCUUUGUCCUUUUUGUACUACACUGGAUUUCUUGGUAAAUUGCAGGCAACUGUUCCCCGAGCUCUAAUAGUGGCUCUGCGCCAAGGCCACACACUGACUCCAGAAACAACAAGGACAUACUUGAUUUCUGACACCUCACAGAUUGAGAAACAGAGGAUGCACAAUCAUCCCACAGCAUCACAUGUUGCCACUAGUGAUGCUAACUCAGAGGACAGGAGUGAAGAUGAGGAGGAGGAGGACAAUGAAAAAUAUGACUACUUGGAUAGAGAUGCAGAGCUUUCCACGGAUGAAAGCUCCUGCAGCAGGACCAGUGUUUCAGAUCAUCGUAAACCAGCUGUAACAGGGAAUUCGUCAUCGUCUCAGCUGGAGGAGCCACCUGCAGAGUUUGACACUGGCCUUGUACAAGGAGGGCCGGAUCAAGAUGAUAGUAAAGAAGCAACAGUUUCUUUUACAUCUGAGGAGGGUCAAAGUAAUGUAAAAAAAGACUGCAAGGUGAACGCGUGUGACAGCUCUGGAAAUGUGAAUCUGUUCUCGGUCACCAUUUCUGCACUGCUCGUAGAUGUGGAAGAGGAGCAGCAUACAAGAGACACUCUGACGACCAGAGAUUCUGAUAUGACUUUGAACAAUGCACAUACACAAAUGACAGAGUCUGACAAUCAGGUAACUGUGGCCUCGACAUGUCCCUCACAGAAAGCCUUUACUAAUUAUGAGUAUGAAGGCAGACAUGCACACGAGGAGGAAGAGGAGGAAGAGGAGGAGGAAGCCUCUGAAUACAUGAAACAUGUAUGACAUGUUGACUGUGUGUCUGAUGAAUAUUUCCUAAAAGAAGAUUCUAUUUUUUUAAUAAAUAUUUUCUAAUGGUAAAAGA
This is a messenger RNA of Betta splendens (Siamese fighting fish), 1677 nucleotides long. It is a transcript of the gene crfb1, whose product is annotated as cytokine receptor family member b1. The coding region runs from base 96 to 1598 and encodes 500 amino acids. Gene Ontology annotation, molecular function: protein binding. The transcript has 8 exons. The record is from RefSeq and is a predicted model, not a curated record. Lineage: Eukaryota; Metazoa; Chordata; Actinopteri; Anabantiformes; Osphronemidae.